CUCACGAGUCAGUCGUCGUGAUACCAUUGAAUCCAGAGCAAGGGUCGUAUCGCAAAGCCGCCCCUAAUCACAACAACAACAACUAGCUCACAAAAAAGUACAGAAUAGAUAUUUUCCAAAACAAAAAAAAAGUAUCUAUUGUGUUUCGCUAUCGUUUUUGUUAAUUUAUCUGAAUCGGUUUUUUACGAAGCUUAGACUUGGCUUAACGUCAUUCUGGAUUGCAUUUCCGUUUAACGAUGCAUCAUCACCCCUCUUAGCCGGUUGCUGCUGAUUGACCCUUUUCCGUUCAUGGGUACAUAGGGCCCGGGAUUGUUAUUUUCCUUUUCUUUUUUUCGUUUUUCUGUCCAAUCGCGUUCUGAUUUUCCAUUCGAGGAAUAUUUACAAAUUUUUCUCGAAAUUUUUUGAAAGUAUAGUGAGUUCGUGUGACAGAUGUGCCGUCGUCGAAGAAGACGACAACGACAACGAGAACGACGAAUUUUCGACACCGUGUCGAAGUGAGUGGUUUUGAUAGUGUGAGAGUGAGAGCACUCUGGGAAAAUCCCUGUUAACGAAAAUAUGUAAAUUUAGUGUGUAUUCAAUUUCGAAUGAAAAAGAAAAGAGAAUGAGAAAAUAAGUUCCAAAAAAGAAUACAACCAACCAACCGACAACAGAAAAGCAAAAAAAAAAAAAUCAAAUUCAAACAAAAAAUUUAGUGGAAGUGAAAAAUCAUCUAGUACUGGAAAAAUUCAAUAUCAAAACGCGAAAGUGUAACGAGAAAUAAAAAAAAUAUAAAAAAAUAAGCAAAAAUUGUGUACAACCAAAAAAAAGUGAUGAAAAUUCAAAGAAAAAUUAAGUCCUCAAGGCCAAAUCCGCACAGAAAAGUGUAAUGCAAAUUGUCGAAAUUGUCAGAACAGAAUGUGGAUUAGGAAUUUAGCCGAGGGGUUCCGCAACAAGUCAAGCAUGGAUUACACAAGCUUGGGUUGCUGCGCGUUAGCCUUUGUUUUGUACAUAAACACCCUCAACUUUGGAUUCGUCUAUGAUGACAGACGUGCCAUCUUGGGAAACACAGAUGUGGCCGGCACCACCCCUUGGCAGCAGGCCUUCCUCCACGACUAUUGGGGUACACCACUCACCGAUACAGGCUCCCACGGCUCCUACCGGCCAUUGUGUGUGUUAAGCUUUAAGUUGAACUACAUCCUGGGCGGCUACACCCCAUGGGGCUACCAUCUAAUUAACAACUUAAUGCAUUGUCUGGCCACCGGGCUGGUGGUGAAACUGGCCCGAAACUUCCUCUCCUCGAUGUGGGGCAUCGUGGCGACGGGCGCACUAUUUGCAGCACACCCCGUCCACACGGAGGCAGUGGCCGGCAUUGUUGGUCGGGCCGAUCUGGCCGCAUGCAUAUUAUACCUGCUAACUUAUUUAACAUACAUUCGGCAUAUUGUGUGGCGCGAGAGAAACGACAGCCGCCAGUGGCUGGCCAUCGUCCUCACCGUAGUUUUGUCGUUGUGUGCUUUGCUGUUCAAGGAAACUGCCAUAACAGCGCUCCUUGUUUGCGGUAUAUUCGAUGUCAUCAGGGGAUUAUGCGGAUUCGGCGAUAAGAAUCGCUGUCGUUCGCUGGGUAUCCUGGCAGUUGCCUUGGUUUGCACGGUUUAUGUGCGUCUACAGGUGCUGCCUCGACCGCAGAGUCAUUUUUCAACGGCAGACAAUCCCAUAGCGAAAUCAAAUUCGGUGUGGACACGUUUCCUGACGUUCCUCUAUCUGCCCGUUUUCAACUUCAAGCUCCUGGUGAACCCCACAGUGCUUAGUUUCGAUUGGGGCAUGGAUGCAGUGCCACGAAUAACAUCGCUUUGGGACAGACGCAACGUGUUGAGUGCGGGAUUUUACACCAUUCUUGUGUUGGUCCUGUGGCUAAGCACAAAGAGGCUGGCUGAGAGGCAGAUAUCCGCUGGAUCGCAUCGCUACAAGAGACCGCUUCUGCACCAACAGCACCAAUACCAUCACCACAGGAAAUCAAGGACGAAGAAAAAAUACACGAUAAUAAAUCAAAACCCCAUCGAUGGGCUGCUACCCGAGUAUACGCCCUGUGUGGAGGUUUCAUCGGCAUCGGCGAUGGUACUCAAGAAGGACUGCAUUUGUAGGGUGUGCAAACAAGAGCUCACAGCGCGCCACACUAGUUCGUGCAGAGCCAUGAACAACAACAACUCGGUGCUAGCGACGGGCGUCUUUAACGAAUGUGCUUGUCCCCAACUCCUGCUGGACAGAAUGGAUAUGGUCCAACAGCAACAACAUUCUAAAACGGACGUAGACGGCACACAAAACAACUGCCGCAUAACACCGCGCAGCAGUCGAAGCAGCAGCAGUUGCAGCAAUAGCACUACGGCCAGCAGCAAGAGCUCGAGUAGUGGAGCGAGCAGCAGCAGCUGCACUGUGACCUGUAGCUUCAGUGUAAAUAGUAAUUGUCAGAGCCUUGUUAUUAGCAGCAAUCCUGGAACAUACAACGCGGUUGUGCUGCUGAUGGUGAUGGCUUUCAUCACGCUUCCAUUUCUACCUGCAACGAAUUUAUUUUUUUACGUCGGCUUUGUGGUGGCCGAACGGCUGUUAUAUCUGCCUAGUGUCGGCUAUUGCCUGUUAGUGGGCUUUGGCAUUGGUAAGCUUAUGGAGCCGCUUAGGCACCAGCGGAAUAAAAGGAUAGCUGUGCUCCUGUGUUUGAGUUUGACAUUGAGUGUGCUCAGUGUGCGAACGGUGAGACGCAACUUGGAUUGGAGAGACGAGGAGAGCCUGUACAGGAGUGCAAUUGGUGUUAAUCCACCAAAAGCACUCGGAAAUUUGGGAAGUGUCCUUAGCUCGCAGGCGCGGUAUGCCGAAGCGAAAGAAGUACUCCUGGAAGCGAUCAAGCAUAGGCCAAACAUGGCCGACGUUCACUUUAAUCUAGGAAUUCUUCAUCAAAAUCAGCAGAACUUUAAAAAUGCAGUGGAGAAUUUCCAGCGAGCUAUACAAUUUCGCCCCAAUCUGGCAGUUGCUUAUCUGAAUCUGGGAACAUCACUGAUAGCCAUGGGCAAGUGCCAUGAAGCAGUUAAAGUGUUGCAAGAGGGAACAAAAACUGAUGGUACCGGGGUCAGAGACCGAGCUGCUCACGAAAAUGCACGCAUGUCGGCAUACCUGCAGCUAGGUAACUUGUAUGCCGAACAGGGAAAGUUGCAACGUGCUUUAGCUGUUUACAGGGAAGCGAUGCAUUCACUUCCGGCGUAUUUUCAGCGAGAAGUGCUUUAUCAUAGAAUAGGUGAUGUGCUUGGUCGUUUGCAGCAAUGGGAUGAGGCAGAGAAAUAUCAUAGAGCUGCAUUGAGAAUUCAACCGGAUCACGUAGCCGCACAUUUGUCAUAUGGAAAUAUGCUAGCAAGAAAUAGUAGCAGGGCAUCAGAAGCAGAACUGUGGUUUAAAAGAGCAUUGCAACUAGCUCCCGAUCAAUCUGGAGUCUAUCACCAUUAUGCGGAAUUCCUGACAGGACUUUCACGAGGAGAAGAAGCUUUAUACUAUCGACUGAGGGCAGCUGAACUGUCACCUGAUGACUAUUCUUUAGUAGUGGCAGUUGCAACAGCUCUAAGACUCUUAGAUAGAAAAAUUGAAGCAGAAGCGUGGUAUCGAAAAGCAGUAAUGCUACGACCAGAUGACGCGCGAGCGCACACAAAUUUAGGAGCCAUAUUGCACUUGUUAGGACGCACAAAUAACGCUGCGGCUAGUUAUAAAGAAGCCUUAAGACUGCAACCGGGUGAUCCAACUACAUUGGGAAAUCUAGCCAAACUUGGCAUAACCGAAGUGAAAUAAUAUCCACUCUACUCAAAACAAAUCAUUUAAACAAUACAAAAAAAAAAAAAUAA
Messenger RNA from Episyrphus balteatus (marmalade hoverfly), 3854 nucleotides. It is a transcript of the gene Tmtc2, whose product is annotated as protein O-mannosyl-transferase TMTC2. Gene Ontology annotation, molecular function: mannosyltransferase activity; protein binding. The record is from RefSeq and is a predicted model, not a curated record. NCBI's taxonomy places the organism in Eukaryota, Metazoa, Arthropoda, Insecta, Diptera, Syrphidae. Gene Ontology annotation, biological process: protein O-linked glycosylation via mannose. The transcript has 11 exons. Gene Ontology annotation, cellular component: endoplasmic reticulum membrane. The coding region runs from base 895 to 3801 and encodes 968 amino acids.